AGGCAAAUCAGGGAGGGAGUUAGGGGAGACUUUGGGAAGAAGUCAGGGAGGAGUCUGGGCAGGUCCAGGAACUACUUGGCAGUACCUGAAGUCAGGCCGGAGAGACCCGCUGGAGGAGGAGGACUCAAGGAGGCAGACCUUUGAGCAGGUGAGAUGGCCGAGGAAUGCUAUACAGAGCUGGAACAGGCGAUCCAAGUCCUGGUGGUGAACUUUUACAAAUACGUUUCCAAGCACAGCCUCGUUCGGAACAAGAUCAGCAAAAGCAGUUUCCGAAAAAUGCUGCAGAAAGAACUCAACCACAUGUUGACAGACACGGGCAACAGGAAGGCAGCUGACAAGCUCAUUCAGAACCUGGAUGCCAACCACGACGGUCGGAUCAGCUUUGAUGAGUAUUGGACCUUGAUAGGUGGAAUCACCAGCCCAAUCGCCAAUCUCAUACGCCAGCAGGAGCAGCAGACCAGCGGCUAGCAGCACUUUUCUCCUUCUCUAGAGCCUCCCCCUCCCCUCCCCUCCCCUCCCCUCCCCUCCCCUCCCCUCCCCUCCCCUCCCCUCCCCUCCCCUCCCCUCCCCUCCCCAUUAUACCAGGGCAUUCUGGCCUUGAACUUCAGUUUUUCAGGCUGCAGUCUUCUUCCAGGCCUUGCUCUUUCUCACCUUCCCCUUUCCUCCAUCAACUGUUCAUCUCAUCCCUAAUGAAUUGGGGGAGGUUGAGAUAUUCUGGGGACCCCCCUUUGGGGAGUCUCAGGGUCCCUUCCACUUCACCACUUUGGCCACCUCCUCCCCUCCUUUCCUUGGCUGUGUUUAGCUGAAAUAGUCUCUGGGUCUCCUCUUGGUUGGAGGCUUUGAUGACUCCUGGCAUCUUUAGUGCCAGCAGCAUCAGCUCAUUCUCAAACCCUCUGUCCUCAGUGAAGUGGGAAUAAAGGAAUACCUGGUGGGGGGGACCCUCUGCCCCUUAGCCUAUUAGUGACCCCAGAAGAGGCUUCUGCCUCACCUCCUCUUCUCUAACAUUUUUCAAUAAAAGCCAGAUUUGGAGUCUAAACGCCCCUCA
This is a messenger RNA of Dromiciops gliroides (monito del monte), 1045 nucleotides long. It is a transcript of the gene S100A16, whose product is annotated as S100 calcium binding protein A16. The coding region runs from base 154 to 468 and encodes 104 amino acids. Gene Ontology annotation, molecular function: calcium ion binding. The transcript has 3 exons. Gene Ontology annotation, cellular component: nucleus; perinuclear region of cytoplasm. The record is from RefSeq and is a predicted model, not a curated record. NCBI's taxonomy places the organism in Eukaryota, Metazoa, Chordata, Mammalia, Microbiotheria, Microbiotheriidae.